This is a messenger RNA of Python bivittatus (Burmese python), 3185 nucleotides long. It is a transcript of the gene SLC5A6, whose product is annotated as solute carrier family 5 member 6. Gene Ontology annotation, cellular component: membrane. Gene Ontology annotation, biological process: transmembrane transport; sodium ion transport. The record is from RefSeq and is a predicted model, not a curated record. Gene Ontology annotation, molecular function: symporter activity. Lineage: Eukaryota; Metazoa; Chordata; Lepidosauria; Squamata; Pythonidae.
AAUCGGGGCGGUGCUUGUCCUUGGGAAUGUCAGCCCAGCGGUGAGACCAGAAGCGGCGAUGGCAGCGGGAACUGCACGUGGGUGCAUCGUGGAACCGCGGCCAGAUCAACUGCGAUUAGCUCUCGUCUCCCGCUCGCCUCGCGAUUGGCUGUUCUUGGUCAUGGCCAUCUCAGCAGGCUCCUGGAUGUGAAGUACUUGCUUGGCACUUUGGUGAUGAGCUGCUGUCUGCGUUGCCAGUGGUGGACAAAAGAGAGCCCGGUGCCCUGGUAGAAUUCAGCUUAGCCGUUCUGCCCAUGAUGGGUGCUUCUACGUUAUGAACAAGAGAUAGUAGCAGCACAGCUGGACUCUCCAACAAUUUCCAGCAGCCAGUACUUUUCCGAAAGGUGUCUGCAGUUGUACCAUAUCAACAAUGAAGUUUACUGUGGCAGACUAUGCUAUUUUUGUGCUGCUGCUAGUCUUCUCGGCAGGGAUAGGACUGUACUAUGCACUGACUGGUGGGAAGCAGCGCACUGUCCAAGAAUUUCUGCUGGCCAACCGUAGCAUGACCUUCUUACCUGUGGCUUUUUCAUUGCUUGCCACUUUCCAGUCAGCUGUGGCCAUUCUCGGCGUCCCCUCUGAAAUCUAUCGCUUUGGGACCGAGUACUGGUUCCUUGGUUGCUCCUAUUUCCUGGGGCUUCUCAUCCCAGCUCACGUCUUCAUUCCAAUCUUCUAUCGCCUGCGACUUACCAGUACAUAUGAGUACUUGGAGCUACGUUUCAACAAGGUGGUGAGACUAUGUGGAACAAUCACCUUCAUCUUCCAGAUGGUGAUAUACAUGGGAGUGGUCCUCUAUGCCCCAGCCCUGGCUCUCAAUGCAGUGACCAAAUUUGACAUCUGGGCUUCAGUGCUGACCAUAGGCUUAGUCUGUACCCUGUAUACAGCCCUGGGUGGCCUCAAAGCUGUGAUCUGGACAGAUGUGUUCCAGACAUUUGUCAUGUUUGCGGGACAGGUGGCUGUGAUUGUAGUGGGCGCUGUCAAGGUUGGCGGCAUGGGUCGUGUCUGGGAGCUGGCUGCUGAGAAGGGCAAGAUAUCAGGCAUUGAUCUGAAUCCUGACCCUUAUGAACGAUACACCUUUUGGACUCUGGCUUUUGGGGGCGUAUUCAUGAUGUUGGCUCUCUAUGGGGUAAACCAGGCUCAAGUCCAACGGUAUCUGAGUGCCCGUUCAGAGCGCCAGGCCGUGCUGUCCUGCUAUGCAGUGUUCCCCUGCCAGCAAAUUGUACUCUGUCUCAGCUGCCUCACUGGCUUAGUCAUGCUUGCCUACUACCAACAGCAUGAAUUGACACAGGAGCAGCUCAAAGCUUCACCUGAUCAGAUGGUCCUCUACUUUGUGAUGGAUGUGCUUCAAGAAGUGCCUGGCUUGCCUGGUCUCUUUGUAGCUUGCCUCUUCAGCGGCUCCCUGAGCACCAUCUCCUCAGCCUUCAAUUCACUGGCAACAGUGACCAUGGAAGACCUCAUUCGCCCUUAUGCGGCCAACAUUCCUGAGAGACGUGCCACGCUCUACUCCAAAUUGUUAGCACUGGGCUAUGGUCUUCUCUGCCUGGGCAUGGCUUACAUCUCCUCCAUGAUGGGUCCGGUGCUGCAGGCUGCCAUCAGCAUCUUUGGCAUGGUGGGAGGACCACUGCUGGGACUAUUCUGCCUGGGCAUGUUCUUUCCUUGUGCCAACUCUGUGGGUGCUGUAGUUGGAUUAAUUGCUGGGCUGGCCAUGGCAUUUUGGGUGGGCAUUGGGAGCAUGGUUAUCAACUACCAGUCUGUGUCUCCUGGACCCACUAUUUUAGCAACUGAUGGGAAUCUGACUACUGCUGUCAUGACAACAUUGUUGACCUCAUCAACAGCUCCAGAAAGGCAGUGUUUCAACUCUUGGAGGCUCACAGGGUUGCGGAAGUUUUACAAUUUGUCAUACAUGUGGUACAGCGCACACAACUCUACCACUGUCAUUGUGGUGGGGCUGCUAGUCAGUCUUCUCACUGGCCCAACACGUGGGAAGGAUGUAAAUCCACAAACUAUUUUCCCAGUGCUGCCGCGACUACUUUGCUGUUUGCCUGCAAAGUACCAUAAAAUGCUCCGCUGUGGAGUUCGUGACCCUGCAGAGGAUGCAAACUGCUCAGAGCCAGCCUCUUUGGAAGUGGAGAAAAUCAACAAUGGUGUGGCAAAUGGAUUGCCAAAAGGCCUGCCCUCCAGGAUCAAUACAGAGGAAGUUAAAGCGUCUGAAGGAUUUCCCCGGGCAAGUGGAACUCAUGCUUUUGUCUUGCAGGAGACUACCCUGUGAACUGUAUAGAACAAAGAGACUGGUAGAAAGGUACAGCAGGGACCUGCAGUUCCUGAAUUCCUGGUACUAAAAACAUUCCCAACUCCUUCUUGUCAUCUUGGCGUAUCAACUACUGAAUCCUGGAUACUCUCAUGCAAUCUCUGAUGGCAGCCAGGCUAGUCAGACUACCCCUUUCUGACAAUGUCCUCUCCUGUUUGUGGAAUGUUUUUUCCAGGCUUUUUCUCCUGUUCUUUCCACCUCAUUGUGCAUGUGCCAAUUUCUCUGAGAGAUAGCUAGGUACUUCCCAUAUCGGAUACCUCACACCCAAUGAGCCAUGGGGGGGGGGUGUUUCAUGGCUUAUUGUCCCUACUGUUGUCCUUAAAGUUUAGAUCUCUUUUCUUCCACCCAUAUUUAUACCUUUGACAGGUGUACUCACCAAAAAAACCCACUUGAUCUUACAAUAGGAUCAAGUGUUGUUGAUGUCCCAGAGAGCCUACUGCAAGGAUGCACUGUUAUGCCCCAGUCGCAUCCCUCUCCCUUGAAAGAUCUUGCAGCAUCAAGCUACCAAAGGAAGGGCUGGAUCUAGCCAACACAUAGGCUUUCCAUAAGUCCAACCAGGAGGGACAGAGGAAAGCCACAUGGACCUGUUCCUAAGUCUAGCAGCUGCGGGAUUACUUUGGGAGUAUAGACAUUCAUACGUUUCUGGUGUCUCUUUUCACAAGGGAAUGUGACUCCUGUUCUCCUUAAUGGCUUUGCCUGAGAGCCAGUUUGUUUCUGUACUCUGUAUUUUAUGUCUGUGAGAAAUUGUCUAUUUUCCUAAUGCUUGUUCCUUGUCUUUCUGAUACUCAGCAAUUAUUUUUGCUGUUAGUAAAAAUGGUUAUUGUUCAUGUUUGUUGCUUCA